This is a messenger RNA of Cylicostephanus goldi, 336 nucleotides long. NCBI's taxonomy places the organism in Eukaryota, Metazoa, Nematoda, Chromadorea, Rhabditida, Strongylidae. The record is from the annotation of a GenBank genome assembly.
AUGACCAUUACUUUAGGAACGGUAACUCUAACAGCGUAUAUGAUACCUGGACACAGUCUAUGUGGCAUGGCGGUUUACGGCAUAAUCGACGAGAAGAAGUGUAUUUUCACCGGAGAUAGUGUGUUUGCCCACGGGCAAGUGCUGAUCCAGCCUUUGUAUGAUGUAAGUCUUCACCCAUACGCAUCCGCUAUGAAAAAGUUGGCCGAGCUUGAAGUUGAUGCUUUCUUUCCUGGACACGGUGUAUUUGUUCUGGAGCACGGCGAAGACCACAUCAGGCGCGCUUCCGAUAAAUUUCAAAGCGGCCUGAUCCCUCCGCAACUGUAUUACUUUGCCUGA